This is a messenger RNA of Panicum virgatum (switchgrass), 1278 nucleotides long. RefSeq lists its product as uncharacterized. Bases 1 to 1278 code for a protein of 425 amino acids. The record is from RefSeq and is a predicted model, not a curated record. NCBI's taxonomy places the organism in Eukaryota, Viridiplantae, Streptophyta, Magnoliopsida, Poales, Poaceae. Gene Ontology annotation, molecular function: DNA-binding transcription factor activity; DNA binding. The transcript has 2 exons. Gene Ontology annotation, biological process: regulation of DNA-templated transcription; ethylene-activated signaling pathway.
AUGGCUAGAAUCACAAAGAAUACAGUUGUAGAGAUGGGCCAAGAGAGAAUUCAAGAAAAGAAGAUCGAGAACCAUGGUAAAUGUCAAGCAAAUAAGGUAUGGAAGAUAGAUGAAGAUGAGAAAGACUAUGAAGCUGAUUUUCAAGCAUUUUUAAAAGAAGAUGAGGAGGAGGAUAAGGGCCGCUAUAAGUUUAGGGCACUCAUGGAUGUCUCCAGGAGAACAAAGGAGAAAGCUGGAUCUGAUUUUCUAAUGAAAGAUGCUAUGAUCUUCCAGAAACCAACCCCUACUAAUGAAGGUCCUAUUACGAAGCCAAAACAGAAGCGCAAGAACCCAUAUAGGGGCAUCCGCCGAUGCCAUUGGGGCAAAUGGGCUGCUGAAAUCCGCGAUCCUAAAAAGGGUGUUCGUGUUUGGUUAGGCACAUAUAAAACACCAGAAGAUGCUGCUAGUGCGUAUGAUGCUGAGGCUCGCAAGAUUAGAGGCAAUAAGGCAAAGGUGAAUUUCCCUGACGAGGCACCACCAAACAUGAUGAGUAACAUACCAAAGCCAACUGUUCCCGCAACGCCACCAAUUCUUGUCCCAGUAGAGAAGUUUAAUGCCAACACACUGGUACACCAUGUAAACAACUCAAAUGAGGAUUUAUUUUCGGUGGUGAACUUUAGUGGCAGCAAUGCUUGCUCGGUUCCUACUGAGGGCUUUGGGUUACUUUCCAUGAAUGUGCCUUAUGAGAUUUCAAGGAUGGGAGUGUGUCCAAGUCAAAAUAUUUUUUCAGCCUGUUCAUCAAGCAACGGAUUAGUGGACUUUAGUGGAAACAAUGCUAGGUCAAUUGAUAUUGAAGGUUUUGGAUUGCCCUCUAUGAGAAUGUCUAAUGCCCCUUCUGAGAUUCCAAGGAUGGGCCAUUGUCCAAGUCAAAAUAAAUUUCCAAUUGGUGCUUCAAGCAAUGGAUCGGGCAAUGGCACUAUCAAGAACCUAAAUGCAUGCUCCUCCUUACCACAUCUUGGUAUGCAGAUGUCCGGUCAACGUAUUUUUGCUGGUCCACCAAUGAUGAUAGAGAGAAAUAUUGGCGUGCUUGCUCCUACUCUCAGCAAUGCCACACCCAUUGUUCCAUUUGAUGUGGCUAGUGUUGACGCUGGGACAAAAAUAAUUGAUCAGCAUCCUACCCUCCAGGUGGUGGAAAACGAAUCUAUUCCUUUCAAUUUACAAGGUGAUGUUAAUGAGGAUGUGGCUGCAGAAAUCACAAUGUGGGAUUUCUAUGACCAGCUGCUGGCCAAGGCAAAUUGA